Messenger RNA from Aphanomyces invadans, 378 nucleotides. RefSeq lists its product as hypothetical. Lineage: Eukaryota; Oomycota; Saprolegniomycetes; Saprolegniales; Verrucalvaceae. The coding region runs from base 1 to 378 and encodes 125 amino acids. The record is from RefSeq and is a predicted model, not a curated record. Gene Ontology annotation, biological process: response to oxidative stress. The transcript has a single exon.
AUGGCGCUGCGUUUGGCGACGGAAAAGCUGGGGGGGUCGAACCCGGCUGUGACGCUGUACCGACAGAUCACGAAGCAAGUGCCGCGCGUGCUGACUCUGUAUGACAUCAGCAUGGAGCCGUCGGAGGCACGCUUGGCUGUGCAAGCGUUCUUCCGCAAGAACGCCGACGUGAAGGACCCGCGCGUGGUCGACAUGCUUAUCACGAAGGCCGGCAUGGAACUGGAAGAGACGUUGAUGCAGUGGAAACAAAAGGCGCACUUGGAAACGUUGUUGGACAGCGGCGUCAAGCUCAUGAACAACAAGCCCAAGGUGUACGACGACUACGAGGAAGGGUUGGAGAACUUUUUUGCGGGCAUCGAAACGGACGAAGAGGAUUAG